AUGUACCUCCCUGCCCGAGGUCGUUUCCUGGAGUGGUCUGCCACUAUCUGGAUGGAGCUGGGACGAGAAAUCGAACCUGAUCCUGAAGAGGCCGCAGCCCCUGGAGGCGGUGGGCUCAGUGCUGACCAGAUUAAGGCCGUUGUUGAACCACUCGUAAAGCACGAUAAAGCAUUCGGAGCUGCUGAGCGAACCACUGCCCGCUUUCGAAUCCUGCUGGCUGGUGCCCCUGUCGGCGACCAAGCUCGAACUGCCGCCAUGGUUCUACCGGACCUCAAGGAAGACUUUUCGUCCUACUUGAGUCUAUGA
This is a messenger RNA of Seminavis robusta, 306 nucleotides long. The record is from the annotation of a GenBank genome assembly. NCBI's taxonomy places the organism in Eukaryota, Bacillariophyta, Bacillariophyceae, Naviculales, Naviculaceae.